GGCGAUAAUGUGAGUACUGAAACUGUAUUUUUUUACGGAAAGUCGUGAAUGUUUAAUUAGAAGGAACGUUAAAGAAUUGGCGACGACAAAUCGUUGAUAAAUACCACCCGUCAGAACAUGAAUAUUGAUAACUGAAUGAAAUACAAGGGUUUUCACGCGAUGACAAUGUUCACAAAGUGUGACCAGAAGUCUCGGGUCUUCACUUCUGUUUGUACGCACGACAGCCAUAGACGCCAACAUCGAUCGUAGCCGCGGAACUUACUUCUCGCACAACUCGACGGACUUUAACUUCCGAUCGUUGAUCAAAGAAACGCGACAUGAUCUGGUGUUGUCUAUUUUUGUGUUUCCUACUGUGGUUUCAAGUGACUGCCGUUCCUAUGUGGUGGGCGUUAGGCGUAUCAUACUCACCGGCAUCCGUGGAAGAGAUUUCCUGUGGCCAGAUACCAGGACUGGUGUCCAAACAACUUCGGUUUUGUCGAAGAAAUCAGGAACUUAUGCCGAGUGUUGCCGAAGGAGCACAGCUUGGGAUUCGGGAAUGUCAGAACCAGUUCAAAGGUCGUAGAUGGAACUGUACUACAGUUGGCAACGACCAGUCAGUGUUCGGAAAUGUCCUUAACAAUGCUUCAAGAGAAACAGCUUUCGUCCAUGCCAUCCUUUCUGCUGGUCUUGUUCACACAGUGACACGAGCAUGCGCCAGUGGGGAACUCCUUUCAUGUGGAUGUGACUCCAAAAGAAAGCCUCCUCCGGAAGAAGGCUGGAAGUGGGGAGGUUGUAGCGAAGAUAUCAGAUAUGGCACUCGGUUUAGUCGGGAUUUUCUGGACCCUCAGGAAAAUCCAAGAUAUGCUAGAUCUGUCAUGAAUUUGCACAAUAAUGAGGCCGGUAGACAGACAAUUGCGAAAACUAUGGAAACGCAGUGUAAAUGCCACGGACUAUCGGGCAGCUGUGAAGUAAAAACCUGCUGGAAGCAACAGUCAGCCUUCAAAAUACUCGGAGAUCUACUUAAAGAAAAAUACGACAGCGCGCCCGAAAUGAAAGUCACUCGCCACAAGGAGAUGCGUGGUUGGCAAGAAGAAUUGAUCCCGAAGUACGAUCACUUCAAACAACCGACAUCUGCCGACCUUAUCUACUACGAGCCCUCGCCGAAUUUCUGUAAACACGACCCGUCAAUAGGCUCGUUCGGCACCGAGGGGAGGCGAUGCAACGCGACUUCGAACGGUAUUGAAGGGUGCGAUUUAAUGUGCUGUGGGCGAGGUUACAACACCAUACCAGAAGAGGUCGUAGAAAGAUGCGAAUGUCAGUUCAUUUGGUGUUGUAAAGUGAAAUGUAAAAGUUGUCGGCGCAUGUAUGAUCUGCACACGUGCAAAUAAGCACUUCACAUUGGCAAUGGACUGCUUCAAAUCUACAGGUCCUUUUGGAAUUGUUAAAUGUCGAGAGAAUUGUCGCCAUUUUGUGGAAAUGAUUGCGCUCCGCGUCAAUAACACAAAAGACAACUCGUGUAGACCGGACAGUAGUGGCAGCUAUUCGUGUAGUAGACUAUCAAGCUAUAAAAACGAGUUUUGUCUAAUUAUUGUUACCUUCUUAACUAUUAUACCGACAUCCCGAACCAACAUACACUGAUAUUUACUAUGAAGGUAAGGUUUCGCGUGUUUCAGCACUGUCCGCAAUAAACAUGUAGUUAAACGCACGGCAGCAGACGACAUCUAUUGUAUGAACCACAUUUUAAUUUUAUAUUCGAAAAGUAACAAAGCUGCUGCCCAUUUUUUUUAUCAGUAUGAAACAUUUCAUGCGUUCGUUGUGUUUGCUUUCAGACAUGUAUUAUUGAUACAAAAAAUCGUUUCCAAAUGGCAGGAAACUAGUACGGGGACGUAACUUCGUGUACAUAUAUUUUGUAAUUUAUUAUCUUUUAGACAUGAAGAAAAUGUAUAUCCAACUCUUGCCUGAACAGUUUUUUGGUUCACAAAUAUUUUUCCGUUUUUAUGUUUUGUACAUGGUGUGAAUUUUCGUAUUUUUUUUUUUUUGCUUCAUCUCAAUAUAUUUAUUUAUUGUCAGGUCAAAGGUCACAUUAUAAAGUAGAAUAACUGAACGAGAAUACGCAAAAUAAACCAAUCACGUAACAGUACUAGCAAGAUCACAUUCUUGCUCAUUUAAAUAUUCAUUCACCGCAAAUGCUUGAUGUAACAGGUUGUAAUGGUGACACACUUGCUGCCAUAAAAGUACGAUUUUAAUUUUAAAUGAAUUUCAAGACAGAUAUAUUUGGUUGUAAAACCUAUUCAAUUUUAAAAUGAAAUAAAACUAUAACUAUAACCUUUGAGCACGUAUUCAAUAAUAAAGUCUAAGGAAAAUA
Saccoglossus kowalevskii is the source of this 2344-nucleotide messenger RNA. RefSeq names its product wingless-type MMTV integration site family, member 3 (gene Wnt3). The record is from RefSeq and is marked provisional. Gene Ontology annotation, cellular component: extracellular region. Gene Ontology annotation, molecular function: cytokine activity; frizzled binding. Gene Ontology annotation, biological process: canonical Wnt signaling pathway; neuron differentiation; multicellular organism development. Lineage: Eukaryota; Metazoa; Hemichordata; Enteropneusta; Harrimaniidae.